This is a messenger RNA of Pollicipes pollicipes, 783 nucleotides long. Its product is annotated as peroxiredoxin-2. Gene Ontology annotation, cellular component: cytosol. Gene Ontology annotation, biological process: removal of superoxide radicals; cellular response to stress; hydrogen peroxide catabolic process. The record is from RefSeq and is a predicted model, not a curated record. Gene Ontology annotation, molecular function: thioredoxin peroxidase activity. The transcript is spliced from 5 exons. The coding region runs from base 55 to 648 and encodes 197 amino acids. Lineage: Eukaryota; Metazoa; Arthropoda; Thecostraca; Pollicipedomorpha; Pollicipedidae.
GGGCCGUGGGACAGCACCUCCCCGGCCAGUAGGCGUCUCUGACAGGGUCGGACCAUGCCGUACCCGCAGCUGCAGCAGCCGGCACCUUUCUUUCGGAGCCAGGCGGCAGAGAACGGCGUGUUCCGGGAGAUCUCUCUGCACGACUACCGAGGCCGCUACCUGGUGCUCUUCUUCUACCCGCUCGACUUCACCUUCGUGUGCCCCACUGAGAUCGUGGCCUUCAGCGACGCCGCCUGCAAGUUCCGCGAGAUCAACUGCGAGGUGAUAGCGUGCUCGACCGACUCGCACUUCUGCCAUCUGGCCUGGGUCAACACGCCCCGCAAGGAGGGUGGCCUGGGCCCUAUGAACAUCCCGCUGCUUUCCGACAAGAACAUGAUCAUCUCACGGGCGUACGGCGUACUCAAAGAGGACGACGGAUACCCAUUCCGAGGCCUGUUCAUAAUUGACACGGAGGGCGUGCUGCGCCAGAUCAUCGUCAACGACAUCGGCGUGGGUCGCUCGGUGGACGAGGUGCUGCGGUUGGUCCAGGCCUACCAGUUCGUCGACAUCCACGGCGAGGUUUGCCCCGUGGGGUGGAAGCCUGGCGAUGAUGGGGUGAAGCCGGACACGGACCAGAGCAAAGCCUACUUUUCAGUCUCGCACAAGUAGAUAAGUAGGACUGCCGUUAUGAGGCAUGUCAGUCAUAUGGACAGGGUGAAACGUGGUCCGGUAAAUGACGAUGUAAACUCCCAUGUUGGGCCCGAGUUUGAUUUCCUCUUGGAGGUACGCUGCUUGGCGUCAAUA